Messenger RNA from Dracunculus medinensis (Guinea worm), 678 nucleotides. The record is from the annotation of a GenBank genome assembly. NCBI's taxonomy places the organism in Eukaryota, Metazoa, Nematoda, Chromadorea, Rhabditida, Dracunculidae.
AUGGGGAUCACUGACAAUGACGUGCAAAAGCAACUGCGCCAUAUGAUGGCGUUCAUUGAGCAGGAAGCCAAUGAAAAAGCUGAAGAAAUUGAUGAGAAAGCUGAAGAAGAGUUUCAACUUGAAAAGGGUCGUCUUUUCAAUCAACAGCGGCAGAAAAUUUUGGAUUAUUAUGAUAAGAAAGAAAAACAAGUUGAACUGCAGCGAAAAAUACAGGGAUCAAAUAUGUUGAAUCAAGGCAGAUUGAAAUGUCUUAAAGCUCGUGAGGACCAUUUACAUAAUGUCAUGGAAGAAGCUCGAAUGAACCUUUCGCGCAUUUCAAAUGAUGUACAACGUUAUCCAUCCAUUCUGAAAGGUCUUUUGUUACAAGCUUUUUAUCAAAUGCUGGAAAAAGAGGUGAAUUUGCGUUGUCGGAAGGCAGAUGUCGCACUUAUUGAUAAUCUUCUUCCGGAAUGUCUUAAAGAACUAGAAGAAACUUGGGGACAAAGAACUGAAGUGAAAAUCGAUAGUGAUUAUCUUCCUGCUGAAAGCGCUGGAGGCAUUGAACUGUCAGCCAAAGGUGGGAAAAUUAAAGUUUCGUCAACUCUGGAGUCGCGACUAGAAUUAAUAGCUAGUCAGAUCAUACCACAAAUACGGACGGCUCUGUUUGGCGAAAAUCCGAAUCGAAAAUUCUUUGAUUGA